AUGGCUCCCAAGGUUGCUAUUGUCUAUUACUCCAUGUAUGGCCACAUUCGCCAGCUGGCAGAGGCCGAAAAGAAGGGUAUUGAAAAGGCCGGCGGAAAGGCCGACCUGUUCCAAAUCGCCGAGACGCUUCCCAAGGAGGCUCUCGCUGCCAUGGGUGCCCCCGGCCAGCCCGAGGAUGUCCCCCUUCUCGAGGGAUCCGAGGGCCCCAAGAAGCUAGAGGAGUACGAUGCCGUCCUGAUGGGUAUCCCCACCCGUUACGGCAACUUUCCCGCCCAGUGGAAGGCCUUUUGGGACCGCACCGGCGGACAGUGGGCCAACGGUCUCUACCACGGCAAGCUCGCCGGUCUGUUCGUGUCCACCGGCACCCUCGGCGGCGGCCAGGAGUCGACGGCCAUUGCCGCCAUGAGCACCCUGGCCCACCACGGCUUCAUCUACAUUCCCCUCGGCUACGCCAAGGCCCCCGGCCAGCUCAUGAACAUUAGCGAGGUCCACGGCGGCAGCCCCUGGGGCGCCGGCACCUUCUCGGGCGCCGACGGCUCGCGACAGCCCUCUCCCCUCGAGCUCGAGAUUGCCGAGGCCCAGGGUGCCUACUUUUGGUCCAUCGCUGCCAAGCACUUUGGUUGA
This is a messenger RNA of Pestalotiopsis fici W106-1, 624 nucleotides long. RefSeq names its product Minor allergen Alt a 7. The record is from RefSeq and is a predicted model, not a curated record. Bases 1 to 624 code for a protein of 207 amino acids. Lineage: Eukaryota; Fungi; Ascomycota; Sordariomycetes; Amphisphaeriales; Sporocadaceae. Gene Ontology annotation, molecular function: NAD(P)H dehydrogenase (quinone) activity; FMN binding. The transcript is spliced from 2 exons.